CGCCGACUGAUUACGUAGCGGGCGGGGCCGGAAGUGCCGCUCCCUUGUUGGGGGUGUUCAUGGCGGUUCCGGGGUCUCCAACAUUGUUCCUGGUUGUAGUCCUAAAUCCGUUCGAAGCGGAGGCUCCGGAGUUUGAGGUUCUUGCUGGUGUGAAAUGACUGAGUACAAACUGGUGGUGGUUGGAGCAGGUGGUGUUGGAAAAAGCGCACUGACAAUCCAGCUAAUCCAGAACCACUUUGUAGAUGAAUAUGAUCCCACCAUAGAGGAUUCUUACCGAAAACAGGUCGUUAUAGAUGGUGAAACCUGUCUGUUGGACAUACUGGAUACAGCUGGACAAGAGGAGUACAGUGCCAUGAGAGACCAAUACAUGAGGACAGGCGAAGGCUUCCUCUGUGUAUUUGCUAUCAAUAAUAGCAAAUCAUUUGCAGAUAUUAACCUUUACAGGGAACAGAUUAAACGAGUAAAAGAUUCAGAUGAUGUACCUAUGGUGCUAGUAGGAAACAAGUGUGAUUUGCCAACAAGGACAGUUGACACAAAACAAGCCCAUGAACUGGCCAAGAGUUAUGGGAUUCCAUUCAUUGAAACCUCAGCCAAGACCAGACAGGGUGUUGAAGAUGCCUUUUACACACUGGUAAGAGAAAUCCGUCAGUACCGAAUGAAGAAACUCAACAGCAGUGAUGAUGGGACUCAAGGUUGUAUGGGGUUGCCAUGUGUGGUGAUGUAACAAGAUAUUUUUAAAGUUCUAGCAUCAUAAAAGAGCCACUGUUAAGCUGCACUGACAUCUGGUCCUGACUUCCCUGGAGGAGACAUAGUCCUAUUGCUAUCUUCAGUCCCAUCAAGAAGUUCCUGCUCCUUCCCCGACUCUCAGUAGAUCAGUACAAUAUUCUCUAUUUGAGAAGUUCUCAGAAUAACUACCUCCUCACUUGGUUGUCCGACCAGAGACAUGAACCUCUUGUUACUCCGCAGUAUUUUUCCAUCCUGGUUCCCCACAAACACACACACAAACACCACCACCACCCUCCCAGGUUUUUCAUCUGAACAGCAAUUCAUGCUCUGAAACGGAACCAAACUGUAGAGAACAAUGUCUCGAGCACUAAAGUAGCAGCUGCUGGUGAUUUUAUUCUUUUUACUGUUGAGUUUGGAACUAUGUUGGUGUUUGAAAAAUGUCAUAAAAUACUGGUUUGCUGAAAAUAUAGUCAAUAUUGCUGUUUGGCUGGUUUGUAAUGUCACCAGCUUUAUUCUAUGAACUGGUAUCUGCUCUGUAUUCAGAAAUACAAAAGUGAAUACUGACUUUUGAGUAUCCUGGUCUUCUCGACAUUCAUGUAAUUAAACCUAACUUUCACAGUGAAGUGCCUUUUUCCCAGAAGUGGUGUAUAGACUUCCUUUAGAAUGCUUCAGUGAAAUAGAUGUCUCAAAACCAUUAUACAUGAAAAUGAAUGUCUGUGAUACAUCUAUGACCUACCCGCCUUUGAGGGAAGGAUACACUGAUAGGAUAGCAGAUGCCAUCUCUUACAUGCAUGAAGUUGGUUUUCCAGAGACCAAGUUUUGGGCCCUUCCAAAAGAAAGAUGAAACUGGAACCAAUAAAGAAUAAUUUCAGUUGACUUUUACCUAAUCUCCACUUCUUUUUUUUGGUAGGUUACUACCUACAAAAUGUAUGUAAUUUGUUUCUUCUAGCUUACUGGUUAUCUAAUAUUCAGUGAACUUCCAUUUAUAUUUUAAUUUAGGUCAAAUCAGAAAACUCUCCUUUUGCAGGUGUUCAAAUUAUAAAAAUUUGAUGCAGUUUUAAUAGUUAUGAUCAGUGAUUUUCAAGCCUUAAAUACAUUAACAGACACAUUGUCACUGCAUAUCAUGGUAUCUUAAUGAUAUAUAUAAUUGCCCUUCCCCUUUUCACCCUACCCUGUGUCCCUCACUUCACAGCAACUGUGGCUUGAUUAAUUAUUUCAGUCGAGUAAAGCCACAGGUGAAAACUUGAGCAAGUCAGUUGGCAUCACAGAGAGAAAUUCUUCCACAUUUGCUCAUUUCACCAGUAACUCGAGCUAGUAUCUUUGCCAGAUGCAUGCUGGUAGUUUUGCAAGGAAAGAAGAGGUCAGUCAGCACAAAUCCUUUGCCAUGGGAAAACUUGCUAUCCUGAGAGAGUCAGCUUAGAAGUCUUUAUACAUAAAGUAUCUAGAUGUCUUAGCCCUGUGGAAAGUCUAAGCCAAUAUUUUUUCUCAUUGUGUUUUUGAAAAUGAGGAUGCCUCAGAUCAUUUAAAAAAUUUCUUUAUCCAUAAUGUUCUUUGAAAGGUUUAAAACAAGUUGUUGAUUAAUUAGGCUAUGGAUACCAGAUAAAAAGCUGAUGAGUUUAUUCAGAACAAGUAGCCUUUGAAUUGAAAUUGCUGUUUGAGAAGGGAAUGGAAAAUAGAAUUAAUUGUUAAUUAUGAGGGUUUGUAGUCUUGACUUUUUACUUGCAGAUAAAAUCGUAGUAAUUCUAAUGAGAAAAUGACUUGGAUAACUUAAUAAAAGACUAGUUCCAAAAUGGCCUCUUUCUGGUUUUCAGUGUAUAGAUACUUACUGAGGACCUCCAACUUCUGAUACGAAUUUUCAUUUAUUGAUCAAACUCCACAUUCCCUUGAAGUAAAUUCAGAAGAAGGGAAGAAACAUAGACUGUGCCCAGAGAAUAGUAAGCCCAGAGCGUUGUGCUCCUUAGUGUUAAUUCUGAGAGCUUUCACAGUACUGUUAAUGCCUGGAAACAGAAACUCUCUGCUGCCUUGUCUCUGCUCCCUGCUCCUUUGGGAGCAUUGCUCAGUAAUUUUCUUGAGGCUGCAGUGAGGCCUGUCAUCUCACUUGUGGUCAUUGUCUUCCGCCUCUUAUCUGUGUGACUGACAGUGUAACUUUUUAAAAUUUCUAAUUAGGAAAAAAGAGACUCAUUUUAGGCUCUUGUACCCAUAGCCAUUGUAUGUAUGUAUGUACCAUAUAGUUUUCUUAAGUAUGUACUAAGCACAGAAGUAUGUAAAUGGGGCCAAAAUUCAGACUUGGAAAUGUUCUUUUAAUAGGUUCUUAAGAAGUUACACUUAGUUUGAAUUUUGGCACAAUAGAGAGACAAACUGGUAGUUAAAGGCUAAAUAACUUCACAUAAUGUGGUAAUAAGAUGUGGCUUUUAGAAUAUGUUUGUGGUUGCUGAAAACAAUUCUAAGUUUACCUCAGAAUUUGAAAGUCCAUCCCAAGUUAAGUGCCUGGACAGCUGUCAUAAAUUGCAUACCACUUUGUUUGUUUGUUUCUUAAAGUUUGCACAUUCAAGAGUGAAAAUGUCUGUCUAAAGGCUACCAUGCCUGAUCUAUAAAUGAACCUGUUAAAUGCUGUAUUUGCUCCAACAGCUUACUAUAGAAUGUUACUUGGUAAUCCAAUAUCAUACUUAGUACAGUUUUCACCUUAGGAGUGUAAUAGAUAAAAAUCUCCGCAAUAUGUAUGUUAGUGGGCCCCAGGUUUAGUCCUUCAUCAUCUUUUAAACUGCUGUGAAUUUUUUGUCUUGACUUGAAAGCAAGGAUAGAGAAACACUUUAAAGAGAUAUUUUGGUUUUUUUCCAUUCCAGAAUUUGUGAGCAUAAUUGUAUUUUGUUCUACACUUACUAUCAUGAACUCUUAAGCUGGCAGCUAUGACCACGAGCCAAAAAAUGGUGCAUUCUACUUCUUGUAAUUCAUCUCUGCUAAUAAAUUAUAAGAAGCGGGAUAAUUAAUUAGGGAAAAUAUUUGAGUGGUUUCUAUAAACAAGAGACUCUAAUAAUUGUGUAUUACUUUUCAUUUUUGCUGUUUCUUUAGGCAGUCUAUGUGCCACAAAAUUAUUUUAAGGUGUUUCCUAUAAGAAUUGUUGUAAAAGCAUUCUUGUUAAUCAGAGUAAUUGUAGAUAUGUUUCAAAAUACAACUGGUGAUUUUUAAAGGCCUGAGUACUGACCUUCAAAGCAACUGUAUGAAUUCUAUUCUGUAGGAAAGGAAGAGUCUCAAUGGAAGUUGUAUGACUUUUAUGUUUCUGUGCCACCAAAUAUAGGUAAAAAUAUCAGUUGUGCAAUUCUGCUGUCUAAACAGGAACUAUUGGCCUUCUUGGCCCUAAAUGAAUGGGCUUGUCUUUUAGGUUAACUAUUUUACUGUAAAUUAAUGCAUCCUAAUUUUUUAAAAUUUGGUUGAAUAUUUUUCUUGUUAAAUGUUUAAAAAAUAAAAACUGGAAGUUC
This is a messenger RNA of Manis pentadactyla (Chinese pangolin), 4202 nucleotides long. It is a transcript of the gene NRAS, whose product is annotated as NRAS proto-oncogene, GTPase. NCBI's taxonomy places the organism in Eukaryota, Metazoa, Chordata, Mammalia, Pholidota, Manidae. Gene Ontology annotation, cellular component: plasma membrane. The transcript is spliced from 7 exons. Gene Ontology annotation, biological process: Ras protein signal transduction. The record is from RefSeq and is a predicted model, not a curated record. Gene Ontology annotation, molecular function: GDP binding; GTPase activity; GTP binding. The coding region runs from base 155 to 724 and encodes 189 amino acids.